Aspergillus pseudoviridinutans is the source of this 1254-nucleotide messenger RNA. Its product is annotated as cystathionine gamma-lyase CYS3. The record is from RefSeq and is a predicted model, not a curated record. Gene Ontology annotation, biological process: transsulfuration. Gene Ontology annotation, cellular component: cytoplasm. The coding region runs from base 1 to 1254 and encodes 417 amino acids. The transcript has 4 exons. NCBI's taxonomy places the organism in Eukaryota, Fungi, Ascomycota, Eurotiomycetes, Eurotiales, Aspergillaceae. Gene Ontology annotation, molecular function: pyridoxal phosphate binding; cystathionine gamma-lyase activity.
AUGACUGCAUCUUCCAACGGCUACUCUCAGAAUGGUGCAGAUGCGCAGGAACGCCGCUUCGGCACGUUAGCUGUCCACGCUGGAUCGCCUCAUGAUCCAACCACUGGCGCCGUCAUUGCUCCUAUUUCACUCUCCACAACAUUCGCGCAAACCAGUGUCGGGAACCCCGUAGGUCUCUAUGAGUACACCAGAAGCUCAAACCCAAACCGUGAUAACUUCGAGCAAGCUGUUGCGGCCCUCGAACACGCGAAAUACGCACUGGCCUUCUCAUCCGGUUCGGCGACCACAGCUACCAUCCUCCAGUCCCUAGCUGCAGGCUCUCACGUCGUCUCGGUGUCCGAUGUAUAUGGUGGAACCCACCGAUACUUUACAAAGGUCGCCUCGGCCCACGGUGUUCAUGUAACAUUCUCGCCUUGCAUUGAAGUUGACGUGGAGGCAUUGAUCCGACCCGACGAGACCAAGCUGGUCUGGAUUGAGACUCCGUCCAACCCCACCCUUGGCUUGGUCGACAUUCGCAACGUAGCAGCCGUUGCGCACCGGCAUGGUAUCAUUGUGGUGGUUGACAACACCUUCAUGAGCCCCUAUGUCCAGAAUCCCUUGGACCACGGAGCCGAUAUCGUCGUGCACUCGGUCACUAAGUACAUCAACGGUCAUUCAGAUGUUCUCAUGGGCGUCGCAGCCUUCAACUCUGACAGCCUGAAGGACCGUCUUACUUUCCUGCAGAAUGCCAUUGGGGCCGUUCCAUCUCCUUUCGAUUGCUGGCUCGCUCACCGUGGCCUCAAGACCCUUCAUCUUCGCGCCCGUGAGGCGACGAAUAACGCUACAAUCGUCGCCAAGGCUCUCGAGUCGUCCCCUCAUGUUAUCUCUGUCAACUACCCGGGACUUGAUUCGCAUCCCCAUCGCGCCAUCGCUAUUAAGCAACACCGCCAGGGAAUGGGCGGUGGUAUGCUGAGCUUCCGUAUCAAGGGAGGCCAGAAAGCGGCUCAUCUUUUCUGCCAAUACACCAAGGUCUUUACUCUUGCUGAGAGUUUGGGCGGCGUGGAGAGUCUUUGCGAAGUCCCUUCGAGCAUGACACACGCCGGCAUUCCUAAGGAUCAGCGUGAGGCCGCUGGUGUCUUCGAUGACCUCGUCCGCAUGAGCUGCGGUGUUGAGGAUGCAGAGGAUCUCAAGGCCGAUACGCUCCAGGCUCUUGAGAAGGCUGUUCUUGCUAGCCAGCAGAUGGAGAACGGAACUAUGGAGAACGGAUCUGCUUAA